AUGAAUCCGGCCAAUAAAUGUUGUUUCUGUUUAUCUUUGCAAACGGGUUGUAUAAUGAUUGCAUUACUUGAGUUAUUUUUGUCGGGCAUGAACAUUGAUUAUAUAAUGUAUCUAUUAAAUAGAACUUAUUCCCGAGAAACCGAAUAUAAAUUCCCAGAUCAAGUACUCUACACUAUCUUGCAACUGAUUCCAGACUUAUUGUCUGUCUUGGCCUCUUGUAUGUUGCUAAUUUCAAUCAUAUCGCAAUACUUUUGUCUGUUUUGGACAACGCUUACCAUUCAAGCCAUUCAGGCUGUGUAUCUAGUGUUGUUCAGUAUAAUUUCAGCAGCAAUCACAGAAAAUUUGAUAAUAAAUGAGAGCCUCUGGCAUAAUAUUACCUAUUGGCUAUACGUGGUAAUUUGGCUGGCUUUGACAUUAUAUUUUAUGUACAUAAUCUAUUCGUACUAUCGACAACUGAAGCAGAGAGAAACUGAAAAUCUUGCAGAGUAAUUGCUAG
Drosophila takahashii is the source of this 496-nucleotide messenger RNA. Its product is annotated as potassium channel subfamily K member 10. Lineage: Eukaryota; Metazoa; Arthropoda; Insecta; Diptera; Drosophilidae. The record is from RefSeq and is a predicted model, not a curated record.